AUGGACAGCAACGAAGAGGUCACCUGGGAAUUACUCAGAGAACGCAGCCUGCGACCUGGAGGUUUUGGCGUAGACAGGGUUAGGAUAUGGCCCGCUCUGCUUGGCGUACAGCCUCUCUCUGACCCUCCCCCGUAUUCCGAGGUAGAAAGGACUCCGAAGCCUUCGAGUGCAUCAUCGGGCCAUUCCGGCUAUGGUUAUGAGAACGCAGACCCCCACCCGGACGAACGCCAGAUCAAAUUAGAUACCGACCGUAGCUUCGUUCUUUACCCCAUAGAACCUGGUUCGCCGUCUCGCGAAGCUCUCCAACACAAUCUCAAUACCCUCUUGGUCUCCUUGUUUCGGAAACGCCGUUCGCUGCAUUACUUCCAAGGGUUUCAUGAUAUAGUUUCCGUUAUUUUCCUUACUCUGCCCAGGCCACUCCACAUGCCUUGUGUGGAGAAGAUGGCGUUGCACAGAGUGAGGGAUGCAAUGGGCAUUGGACUAGAGCCCGUGGUCGGAUUGUUGAGGAUUUUACGGAAUCUGCUUCGACUUGUGGACCCAGCGUAUGCCGAGCUCUUGGAAAAUACAUCUCCUCUACCAUACCACGCGCUUUCAAAUCUACUCACUCUAUUUUCUCAUGAUGUUCCGACUCUUCCUCUGAUACAACACGUGUGGGACUUCUUACUCGUCCGUGAACCUGUGGCUGUGGUGUGGUUAGCUGCCGCUGUCAUCCUCUAUCGAAAGCCAUCCAUCCAAUUACUUGUCGAUCAGGAUGAGGAAGGGAUGAUACAUUCGCUACUCUGUGCACUGCCAGGACUGGCUGACGGCGAGCCAAGACUUCCGCUGGACGGACCUGUUCAUGAAAGAACGGAGAUCUUGGAUGAUGAUGUCAAAGGACUUUUCGAUGACCAAGGAUCUAGUGAUGACCCGUCUGCGGUACCUGUGCUGAGUGACAAGAUGCAUCAGGAGCUUAACGAGCAAACGGACGCGGCGGAGUUAUGUACCAGAGGAGGUCCCUCACACCCAGUCGUUUCGAAUGUGUACAUGUUCGACGACGCCCGGGGCCUCCCAAAAGCAGAGGAUGAUGUCCCUGGGUCUGAACACGUACUGGGAGACGCCCUGAACGGUGCCCAUAUACCCUCGGACGUGGAUGCGGCUUUCGGCUCGGGUAAAAUUGACAUUGCAACUACCGGUUCCUCCCCCCUGGAUCUUGAACUCGGGGUCGUUAUCAACGAGACGGAUAGUGCUUGCUGCCGACCUAGAACACCCCAUGGGAAGAGCGGGGGGGAUAUUAUUGCUCUCGCAUCUUCUUCGGGUGUUGUCUCGCCGGUGUUACGUUCUCCAUGUGGUUUCACUCCCAGCCCUGCAGCGGAUACACCAUCGGACACUGUUGCGGUAGGUGCUUCGGGAACUAGACCAGGGUCGACGGUCCCAUAUCCUCAUCGGCCGACUCGCUCUUCAACACCUUCCCCCCUCGUCGUAUCGUCCACAUUCCCGUCACAUGACCCAGAACAAUUAACUACGCUACCUUCUGAAAGGACGCAACCCUUCACUUCCUCUCACCAAGCGAAGCCGUCUCGUCAGAGAAAACCUGCCCCUCUUCCUCUGCAUCAGCUCCUUCACGAAGCUGACAUACUUCUCACCGCCUAUCCCCCAUCUCUCCCUAACCUCGCCGUAUACGAGAUAAUGGGAAGAGAUAGUGUAGUGCGAACGUGGCACGCACCAACGAUUACGAUGCCGCGGGACAGGCCGGAGGACAAGUGGGAGUCCGAUGACUACUUGGAGACUCUUCUUAACUCCCAGGACAUAGUCGUUCCUUCACCGCCCCCUUCACCCAUUCUUCGACCGCGCACCCCUAACAAGAAAAAAGAUUCCGCGAUUCGGAGGUACAAGGCCAGAUAUGGCUUGACUCUGCGCAGGGUUGGGCUUCCACUAGGCUCCCUCACCCCAUAUGAACGGCAUCUCCUGUUGGCGGGGGCUCUGCUUGUUGUCGGGAUCGCAAUUGCUGUCAAAUCUAACAGGGUGCCCAAAGUCGAUGGGCUGAAAGCCCUUUGGCAGCGCCAGUGGAUGCUUGUUUCGCCGAUAUGGACGAUCUGGAACAGAGCGCCAUGUCAAGCUGGGGAUAGCCGCUAG
Pisolithus orientalis is the source of this 2112-nucleotide messenger RNA. Its product is annotated as rab-GTPase-TBC domain-containing protein. Gene Ontology annotation, molecular function: GTPase activator activity. The record is from RefSeq and is a predicted model, not a curated record. Gene Ontology annotation, biological process: endoplasmic reticulum to Golgi vesicle-mediated transport; positive regulation of GTPase activity. Gene Ontology annotation, cellular component: endoplasmic reticulum membrane. The transcript has 6 exons. The coding region runs from base 1 to 2112 and encodes 703 amino acids. Lineage: Eukaryota; Fungi; Basidiomycota; Agaricomycetes; Boletales; Pisolithaceae.